Messenger RNA from Mesorhabditis spiculigera, 1011 nucleotides. Lineage: Eukaryota; Metazoa; Nematoda; Chromadorea; Rhabditida; Rhabditidae. The record is from the annotation of a GenBank genome assembly.
AUGAGGAGCAACCUGAACAUGGCCAUGGUCUGCAUGCUGAACUCGACAGUGUUGGCGCAGGAACGGGCACAGAAGUUCAUCAUGAUCGGCAACGUGAGCCACCAAGUUGACGACUGCCCAAUUCUGGAGAUUGGAAACCGGAAACCGAUGGAACAUCGCGGCACCUUUGACUGGAGCUCCCAAGAGCGCGCCGUCCUCUUUGCCAUGUUCUACGUAGAAAAGGCCCAUAUUGAUGAGGGACGGAAGAGCAAUCCGCAUACGGAGAAGCCGCGCUGGGGAGUGCUGCUGAAAUCGCCGCUAAUCUGGUCGCUGGCCGCCUGCUCGUUGUGUCAUAAUUUUAUCACCGUCGGGACCGUCACCUAUUUGCCGCUCUACUAUCGUACCGUGCUGAACAUGAGCUUGACCUCGAAUGGAAUCUUCUCGGCAUUGCCGUUUGUUGCGCAGUUUUUUUCGAAGGUAGCCUUCGCCUCCUUCGCCGACGAGGCCAAGAAGCGCAAGUGGAUGAGCAUCACCGCAGCCACAAAAAUCUGCAAUUCCAUGGCCUCAUUCGGCAUCGGCUUCUGCUUCCUGGGGCUCUGCUUUUUCGACUGCCAACUCCGAGGUUGGGCCAUCGCCGCGGUGUUUGGGGCCAUGAUUUUCGUGAGCGGCUACGUGCCCGGGUACAAUACAAGCGUGGUUUGCGUAGCCCCCUCACAGACGGCGGCCAUCGCGUCGUUUACGCGGUUCUGGGGCCAGGUCGGCUCCUCGGUGGCUCCGUAUAUGAUUGGAGCGCUGGCAAAAACGGGUACACUGGAUGAGUGGAAACACGUCUUUGCCACCAUCGUCUUUCUCUGCUUCUCCUCCGGCGUUUUCUUCCAGAUCGUCGGCUCAGCCUCGAUCCAGGACUGGGACACUUCUGCCCAGUGCACCGAGAUGAAGCUCAUCGAGGCCAAGCCGGAACCGGAAAAGCUGACAGAAACCCAGAAUCCGGAAGAAGUCCCAUUGGAUGACCCAAAACUACAAAGUACAACC